AUGGGCCCAGUGACUAGAUACGGCUACGGAAGACAUUACAAACUGAUCGCGGACCAUCCAUCCACUAUCACCAUGUUUCUCAAGGUGUCGUUCUGCGUCUUGUACAUGCACAUAUUCAUACCCUCGCGGGUCCUCAAAUCAUUAUGCAUCGCCCUCAUCAUACUGCUGAUCAUGGAGUGCGUCGAAGAGAUCAUAGUGGUCAUUCUACAGUGCCGACCCGUGCACGUGGCAUGGGAUCCAACCAGCACUGGCCACUGUUUGAAUAUGACCCUGUUCUACUACAUCAGCUUCGGCAUCAAGUUAGCGACGGACAUUGCAAUAUUCGUUCUGCCAAUUCCUCCCUUGCUCCGGCUCCGGGUUCGUGGCCUCCAGAAGUUCGUGGUUAUCCUAAUGUUCGCGCUGGGGUUACUAGUCUGCGUGACGAGCAUCAUUCGCGUGACGUACAUCAAAAACUUCAGUCCAGACCAUACAUGGUUUCUAGUCGCUCCGCUCAACUGGUCCGCGGUAGAAGUCUGCGUUGCAAUAUUCAUAUCAUGUCUACCCUCACUCAAGACCUUGAUUACGCUCCGUUGGCACAUAGCCAGCCGUGUUGUCUCGAGUAACAGGGACAGUCCUACUGAUUCUCCGUCCACGCGGAUCCGCACCUUUCUCCUGGGAAGAUGCAAAGACGCGGACCAUGAGCAGCGGCAUAUGUCUCCUGAUGGAACUGCUGGCGACGGUAUUCUCCUUUCAGAGAACCAUGUCCGUACGGUAGACAACGCUUCCAGUAAUUUUGUCGCAGGGAUACUGAUCGCAAAGGCCAAUGCGUGUACUAUCCUACAUUCUAUUGAAAGAGUUAGUCCUAUAACAUCAACCUAUCGAACGAUGCUAAAUGAACCGACUAACGCUAUUGGCGCAUUAUUAGCCGGGAUCUGCCCAGCGGAUAUUUACCCCUCUUUAAAUACGAUUCCCCAUGUCAGGGACAUCCUGGAGACCCCAGUAACUAGACUGGUCAAUCCUGACAUGUCGACUCAAACAAUAUCACUCGAAAGCCAGGCUCUUCGAGUCAAAGUCCGUAUUGACAAGGAUGGGGCAGCUUUCUUACAAGAGGUGCUGCCUCUUCCUGGCACUUCGCCGACCCCCGCGUUCAAGAACUUCAGUGACUCGUAUGCGCCCUUGGUAGAGGUGAGGCUGGCCGGAGAAGGAACCGAAAGAAACAAGUCCUCCAAAAGUCUCGUGGGGAGCUAUGUCGGCGCUCGUCUGCGGUAUCAGUCCCAUGAGAUUGAUACCGCUGCAGACAGCCAGACACUCCAUGUUCGACUGAAGGAUGGUGUUUCCGGGCUGCUGGUGACCUCGCACCUCACGGUUUACGAGAGAUUCCCCGUGCUACGUGCGAUGGUGACCAUCCAGAACGGUGGUGACAAAGAUCUCGCCGUCACGCAGCUCACAUCGCUGGUCCUUGGUGGGUUGUCGACGGGUUCAGAGAGAUGGUGGCACGAGUAUACGCUCUCUGUACCAAAGAACUCGUGGUUCCGAGAAGCCCAGUGGGUUGAACACGACCUGCCCAGUCUUGGAGUUGAUGAUUGUGGUGUCUAUGGACGGCCUGAUGAGCAUUGGGGAAGUCUGGGGCACUAUUCGGUAUCCAACCGCGGCACCUUUUCCACAGAAGGACAUCUUCCCAUGGGGCUUCUGAAGCAUGUCAACGGCAAAGAUACCUGGCUCUGGCAGGUCGAGAACAAUGGCUCGUGGCGAUGGGAGAUAGGAGACUGGAAGGACAGCAUUUAUCUAGCUGCUGGUGGGCCGGUAGAGACCGAGCAUGACUGGAGGGAGAGGCUCGCUCCAGGAGAGGAGUUUACUACCGUGCCUGUAGCGCUGUGUCAUGUUCAGGUUGACUACGAGAAAGCCUUUGCAGCUAUUACCCGGUACAGACGCCAGAUCAGACGCAAGCAUCGAGACCAUGACCGAUUGCCGAUCAUCUUCAAUGACUACAUGAACUGUUUGAUGGGUGACCCCACCGAGGAGAAAAUCUUAGGGCUUGUAGAUCCUGUUGUCAAAGCAGGCGCAGAGUAUUUUGUGAUUGACGCUGGCUGGUACGCCGAUGAUUCCGGUUGGUGGGACGAUGUUGGGCUAUGGGAGCCGUCUCAGAAGAGGUUUCCAUCGGGAUUCGGGAACCUUUUGAGUCAGAUCCGAAACAAAGGACUGAUUCCCGGCCUAUGGAUUGAACCUGAAGUCAUUGGGGUCCGCAGCGUCGUGGCAAAGCAGCUCCCAGACGAAGCGUUCUUCCAGCGGGAUGGCCAUCGCGUCGUGGAGAAGAACCGAUAUCAACUCGAUUACCGACAUCCUGCCGUCCGAGAACACAUGAGCGCAGUCAUCCACCGUCUUGUGACUGAAUAUGCCGUUGGCUACUUCAAGUUCGACUACAAUAUCGAUGUCACGCAAGGGACAGACAUCAACUGCUCAAGUCCUGGCUCCGGCCAACUAGAGCAUAACCGGGCGUACCUUCACUGGGUAAACGAGUUGCACGAUCGUUACCCUGACCUCCUGAUCGAAAACUGCUCCAGCGGCGCCCAGCGAAUGGAUUACGCCAUGUUGGUGGUCCACGCACUCCAGUCGUCGAGCGACCAGCAAGAUCCAGAGCGCUACCCGGCCAUUGCGUCGGCUCUCCCUACCGCUGUUACUCCAGAACAAGGGGCCAUAUGGGCCUACCCGCAGCCGGCGUGGGAUGACGAGCUUAAUGCGAUGACCGUGGUUAAUAGUCUCCUGGGUCGUAUCCAUCUAAGUGGACGUUUAGACCUUCUUCGGCCGGAGCAGUUUAAUUUGCUCAAAGAGGGCAUGGAUGUUUAUAGAGAUAUACGGGCUGAUUUGUCAACAGCAACCGCAUUUUGGCCUUUGGGUCUUCCAAGGUGGCAUGAUGAUUGGUUCUCACUGGGUAUGGCUGUGACGCAGCGCGAUGGCGAUGCUUACAAGUGUUAUUAUCUUUCCGUCUGGAGACGAGGAGGUCCUGAAUCCGUUGACCUGCCUGUCAAAGCACUCUGUGGUAGGGCUGUUAGCACUGAGAUCCUUUAUCCUACCAGGCUUCCUGCGACGAUUGAAUGGCUGUCUAACAAAGGUUUAUUGAAAGUCACUAUUCCGUCUGAAAUGGGAGCUCGACUUAUCAAGCUGACAGCAAAGUGA
Molecule: messenger RNA, 3153 nt
Organism: Aspergillus novofumigatus IBT 16806
Lineage: Eukaryota; Fungi; Ascomycota; Eurotiomycetes; Eurotiales; Aspergillaceae
Product: putative Melibiase subfamily
Exons: 5
Coding region: 1-3153 (1050 amino acids)
Biological process (GO): carbohydrate catabolic process
Molecular function (GO): alpha-galactosidase activity
Source: RefSeq, a predicted model, not a curated record